AUGAUGAUGAUGAUAUUCAACUUUUUCUUUCUUCUCUCAUUUAUUAUUUCUCUAUUUUUUUUUCCUUCUCAUUCUUUUUCUCAUUUUUCUUCCUUUUUCCUCGUCCCCUCUUUUUCUUCCCCGUCCCCCUUCUUUUCCAUUCCUUUUUUUUCCUCGUCCUCACUUUUCAUCCGCGUUCUUUUUUCUCUUUGUCUUCUUCUUCCUCCUUUCCCUUUCUCUCCUUUUUCUCCCUUUCUCUCCCUCUUUCUCCAUUUCCUUAUUGAUUUAUUUUUCUUUAUUUCUCUUUCUUCCAAAUUCCUGCGGUUAUCUUUGAUCAGUUGGGAACUUCACUUCCAGUCAUUCUUCUUUCUUCCAUUUCAGACUUGCACUAUAACAAACUGUCGAAUUACCCCCUCCUCUCUCACCAGCUUUCUUCUUUUUUUUCCUCCCUUUUCUACUCUCCUGAGUGGUGGUCAUAUCCCCGCCUAUUUUAAUCCUACCUUUUCCAUAUCUCUCUCUCUCUCAAUCCUAACUCCUCCUCCUCUCUUAUUCCACCCUGUCCCUCAAUCCUACCUCUUCCAACAUUCACUAUCUAUCCCACCUCUUUCCCUUUCUCCUAAUUCUACUUCUUCCACCUCUUUUUCUUUCCUAAUCUUACUUUUCCCACCCAUUUCCGUUGCUGAUUUUUCUCACAAUCUCUUAUGCUUUUCUCUUUUCUUUUUAUUUCCUCUUCUACAGUUGAUUACUUCACAUGCAAUACGAGUGCAAACACCCCCACGACACAUUCCAGGAGUAGUGGAGGUAACCCUAUCCUACAAAUCAAAACAGUUUUGUAAAGGGGCUCCCGGAAGAUUUGUAUAUACAGCUCUAACAGAACCAACUAUAGACUACGGAUUUCAGAGGCUUAUGAAGCUGGUCCCAAGACAUCCAGGUGACCCAGAAAGACUACCCAAAGAGAUCAUCUUGAAAAGGGCUGCCGAUUUAGCCGAGGCCUUAUACAGCAUGCCACGCAAUCCCAACCAGUUGUCUCUGCCUGCCCCUCGUUCACCGGCAAUGAACAACACUUCAGCAAUGUCCAGCUUCAACACUUACACAAGCCAGCUGGCCGUUAGUGUCCAGGAUGCAGCGAAUGGUCAGUGGGAAGAAGUAGGCUACGGCCGAGGUCAAAGUUCAAGCGUAUCUCCCAGAGGUUAUGGAUCAAACGGUUCCACUCCACAUAGUAGUAGUAGUAGCAGCUAUAGCACAACUGGUAUGAAUGGAUACCAUGGAAGUGCAGGAGGACUGGGCAAUAUGGGAACUUGGCCUAUGUAUGGAUUUUAA
Messenger RNA from Acanthosepion pharaonis, 1299 nucleotides. NCBI's taxonomy places the organism in Eukaryota, Metazoa, Mollusca, Cephalopoda, Sepiida, Sepiidae. The record is from the annotation of a GenBank genome assembly.